Molecule: messenger RNA, 635 nt
Organism: Ilex paraguariensis (yerba mate)
Lineage: Eukaryota; Viridiplantae; Streptophyta; Magnoliopsida; Aquifoliales; Aquifoliaceae
Source: the annotation of a GenBank genome assembly
AACACAUACUACAUAUAUUUUGUGCCACUUUGCGUGAUCGAAUUGAACUAGGUGACUCUUUUUCUUAGUUUUUGGGUCUCCAAGUUUGUUCUUAAUUAGAUUCUCUCGCUGCAAGGGGGUAGAUGAAGAUGGUGUGUUUGAUAUCUCGUUCCGGAAGGCAUUUGCAGAGAUACAACAAAGGUCGUCGCCUUGUUGUAGGAUGUAUUCCCUAUAGAUAUAAAAAUGGAAAUGGUGAUGCCAUAAAGGAUGAAUUAGAAGUCCUUGUGAUCAGUUCGCAAAAAGGCCAAGGAAUGAUGUUUCCUAAGGGAGGUUGGGAGCUUGAUGAAUCUGUCGAAGAAGCUGCUUCUCGGGAAUCGCUUGAAGAAGCCGGAGUUCUGGGCAACGUUGAGUGUCAAUUAGGUAUAUGGAGUUUCAAGAGCAAAAGCCUUGGAAUAUAUCAUGAAGGAUACAUGUUUCCUAUGCUUGUGACUGAACAACUUGAUCUAUGGCCAGAAAAAAAUGCCAGAAAAAGAUUAUGGAUGACAGUGGCUGAAGCUAGGGAAGUUUGUCAACAUUGGUGGAUGAAGGAAGCCUUAGACAUACUAGUUGAUCGCAUUAAAUCUUCGAGGCAUGAAGAAGAAGAUGUUUCACCUUAG